AUGUUUGAAGAUGUAGUGAUCAACUUCACCGAGGAAGAGUGGGCCCUGCUGGACACAUCCCAGAGAAACCUGUUCAGAAAUGUGAUGCUGGAGAACGUCAGUCAUCUGGUCUCCAUAGGUGAGUCUGUCAACACGGAUGAUCACAUUCACACUAGAGCUAAAUCGUAUGAAUGUCCUCUAUGUGGGAAAGUCUUUAGUAGAUGCUCUACACUCAGCAGACACAAGAGGAUUCACACUGGAGAGAAACCAUAUAAAUGUCAUCUGUGUGGGAAAGUCUUCAAUCAAAGUUCCUCCUUGAAACAACAUGAGAAAACUCACACAGGAGAGAAGUGCUAUGAAUGUCAUCAGUGUGGGAAAGCCUUUCUUCAAAGCUCUGGCCUUAGUUCACACAAGAAAAUCCACACUGGAGAGAAACCACACAUAUGUCUUGAGUGUGGGAAGGCCUUCAGUCACAGUUCAGGGCUUAGUUCACACAUGAGAAUCCACACUGGAGAGAAACCACAUGUAUGCCUUCUGUGUGGGAAGGCCUUCAGUGAACAUGCUAAACUGAGAGAACAUGAGAGAACCCACACUGGAGAGAGGCCCUAUGAAUGUCAGCGGUGUGGGAAAUGCUUCAGUCGAGGCUCUUCCCUUAGACGACAUGAGGCAACUCAGCACUGGAGAGAAAGUCAGGAGGGCCCUCAGGAGACGUCCUGA
Eubalaena glacialis (North Atlantic right whale) is the source of this 696-nucleotide messenger RNA. Its product is annotated as putative zinc finger protein 56. The record is from RefSeq and is a predicted model, not a curated record. The transcript has 2 exons. Gene Ontology annotation, molecular function: RNA polymerase II cis-regulatory region sequence-specific DNA binding; DNA-binding transcription factor activity, RNA polymerase II-specific. Lineage: Eukaryota; Metazoa; Chordata; Mammalia; Artiodactyla; Balaenidae. Gene Ontology annotation, biological process: regulation of transcription by RNA polymerase II. The coding region runs from base 1 to 696 and encodes 231 amino acids.